AAAGUCUGUCAAAGGCGCAAAUUAAGGAGGAUAUAACAUGAAUGUAAGGCUUAGCUACUGGUGCUGAUGAUUGUGAUGAUGGGAUCCUCUUAUAACUUUUAUCAUUCAAGAUUCAAAGCCACAACCACAUUCUAAGCCAAAAGCCAAAAGCCAAAAGCUCUUAUUAUUUACUCUAAAUAGCAGGUAGCAAAGCCUCAAUAUCCCAAACUCCCCAUCAGUACCAAGCCAAAGACUAAUCCUUUAGACCUCCAAACACACAAUCUCUCUCUCUCUCACCACCUUAAAACUUCCCACACAAUUCUCCAACUGCUUAUGGCUUGAGCAACAAACACCAAAAUUGGAACAUCAUGAUCCCAGCAUGUUUCAGCCAGCCCAGCACACCCUCAAGCACCUCUCAAGCACCCCAAAACCUCAUAACCUGCAUAUACCAAACUCAGCUUUGCAACUCUCCCACAUAUCUCACUCUCACCUGGUCCAAAACCUUCUUCUCUCACUCCCUCACCAUCCAUGCCUCUGACUCGUUCUCCUUCACCGUCUCCCUCAACCCAUCAACCUUCUCAUUCUUUCGAACCAGACCGGGCUCCAAAUCCAUCUCUCUAACCCACAGCAAAUACAAAAGAAUCAAGUUCUACUGGGACUUCACCCGGGCUGACUUCACUCACAACUCCGCCGAGGCCGAGUCAUGCUUCUACAUCGCCAUUUCUUGCAAUGCAAGGCUUGAAUUCUUUCUUGGGGAUCUUCUGGACGAUUUGAAGAGGCGAUCAGGGUUAGUUCCAACUCACAAGCUCGGCAAACCAGCACUACUGUCAAGGCGGGAACAUGUGUUUGGACACAGGAAUUACAUAUCCAGAGCUCAGUUCUUGGGAUCCAAACACGAAAUUGGAAUAGAGUGCAGUGAAGGUACACUUCGACUAAAAGUAGAUGGAAUAACAAGCCUGGUUGUCAAAAGGUUGGCUUGGAAAUUCAGAGGCAAUGAGAAGAUUUUUGUUGGCGGAGUAGAAUUUGAAUUUUAUUGGGAUGUCUUCAAUUGGGUUAAUAAUGAAGGUGGUAGUAAUGGGAACGGUCAUGGUGUGUUUGUAUUUCAAGUCGGCGAUGGUGGAGUGUGGCCGGAAAUGGUAGGUCCUGAAAAGAAGUUGAUGAGGAAGAGCUUGUCAAUGUCGACUGCUUCGACAACAGUGCCGUCAAUCGCAUCGCUGUCUCCAUCACCAUCGUGCUCGAGCGUGCUGCAGUGGGCAGAGGAAAGUAGUGAUGGGGGGAGGAGUUCAUGUUCUUCAUCAACUAGGUCAUGUGGUAGUAAUGGAGGGUUUUCUCUGUUGUUGUAUGCUUGGAAGAGGGAUUGACACUUUAUCUCUUAAAUUCCAAUGUGAUGGUUUGAAAUUGGAAAUAAUUACUCCUUCAUGUUGUAAAUUUCUGGUGUUUUUCCUUUUGGAAAUGACAUCCGAACACUCUUUUUCUACUUUCACCGCAUACCUCUCCAUUUUUUUGUUUUUUGAGAAUCUCGAGAAAAUUUAUUGAUAUAAAAAAAAAUGUUACAUCUAAUUAUGCGGAUGUAAAUCUUACCUUUUAUAGAGCCACAAAAAA
This is a messenger RNA of Pyrus x bretschneideri (Chinese white pear), 1581 nucleotides long. RefSeq lists its product as uncharacterized. Bases 348 to 1340 code for a protein of 330 amino acids. Lineage: Eukaryota; Viridiplantae; Streptophyta; Magnoliopsida; Rosales; Rosaceae. The record is from RefSeq and is a predicted model, not a curated record. The transcript has a single exon.